This is a messenger RNA of Mesoplodon densirostris (Blainville's beaked whale), 3990 nucleotides long. RefSeq names its product actin binding LIM protein family member 3 (gene ABLIM3). Lineage: Eukaryota; Metazoa; Chordata; Mammalia; Artiodactyla; Ziphiidae. The transcript is spliced from 21 exons. Gene Ontology annotation, cellular component: stress fiber; actin cytoskeleton. Gene Ontology annotation, biological process: cytoskeleton organization; lamellipodium assembly; cilium assembly. Gene Ontology annotation, molecular function: actin filament binding. The coding region runs from base 239 to 2005 and encodes 588 amino acids. The record is from RefSeq and is a predicted model, not a curated record.
UGCGCAGCCACCCCGAGAGCCCGCAUCAUGGAUGUCGAGCUCUCCUAUUUCGCUUUGCUCGCCUUGGAAUUCGAGACCCCAGACGAGGACCAGGAUUCAUGAACCGGUCGCAGGGGCCCGGGCAGGGGCCUCUGGCUCCCGACGCUGGCCGAGAGGUGAUGAGUGAGGUCGGAAGAUCGCAAGAUUUAAAAAGCAUCUGGAGUCUCCGUAUUGAAAGACCCAGUGCAAAGGCAUCACCAUGAACACGAGCAUUCCUUAUCAGCAGAAUCCUUACAAUCCCCGGGGCAGCUCCAGUGUCAUCCAGUGCUAUCGAUGUGGAGACACCUGCAAAGGGGAGGUGGUUCGCGUCCACAAUAACCAUUUCCACAUCAGAUGCUUCACCUGUCAAGUGUGUGGCUGUGGCCUGGCUCAGUCAGGCUUCUUCUUCAAGAACCAGGAGUACAUCUGCACCCAGGACUACCAGCAACUCUACGGCACCCGCUGUGACAGCUGCCGGGACUUUAUCACGGGCGAGGUCAUCUCUGCGCUGGGCCGCACCUACCACCCCAAGUGCUUCGUGUGCAGCUUGUGCAGGAAGCCUUUCCCCAUUGGAGACAAGGUGACCUUCAGCGGGAAGGAAUGUUUGUGUCAGACAUGCUCCCAGUCCAUGACGAGCAGUAAGCCCAUCAAGAUCCGUGGACCAAGCCACUGCGCUGGGUGCAAGGAGGAGAUCAAGCACGGCCAGUCACUCCUGGCUCUGGACAAGCAGUGGCACGUCAGCUGCUUCAAAUGCCAGACCUGCAGCAUCAUCCUCACCGGGGAGUACAUCAGCAAGGAUGGCGUUCCAUACUGUGAGUCUGACUACCACUCCCAGUUUGGCAUUAAGUGCGAGACUUGUGACCGAUACAUCAGCGGCAGGGUCUUGGAGGCAGGAGGGAAGCACUACCACCCAACCUGUGCCAGAUGUGUACGCUGCCACCAGAUGUUCACCGAAGGAGAGGAGAUGUACCUCACAGGCUCUGAGGUUUGGCACCCCAUCUGCAAACAGGCAGCCCGGGCAGAGAAGAAGUUAAAGCAUAGGCGGACGUCUGAAACUUCCAUCUCACCCCCUGGAUCUAGCAUCGGGUCACCCAACCGAGUCAUCUGCGACAUCUAUGAGAACCUGGACCUCCGGCAGAGACGGGCCUCCAGCCCGGGAUACAUCGACUCCCCCACCUACGGCCGGCAGGGCAUGUCCCCCACCUUCUCCCGCUCUCCUCAUCACUAUUACCGCUCCGCUGGAGAAAGUAACAUCUACCGGAAACCCCCGAUCUACAAACGGCAUGGUGAUUUGUCGACAGCAACCAAGAGCAAAACAAGUGAAGACAUCAGUCAGGCCUCCAAGUACAGUCCAGCCUUCUCGCCAGACCCCUACUAUGCUGCAGAGUCUGAGUACUGGACCUACCACGGGUCCCCCAAAGUGCCCCGAGCCAGAAGGUUCUCAUCUGGAGGAGAGGAGGACGAUUUUGACCGCAGCAUGCACAAGCUCCAGAGUGGAAUUGGCCGACUAAUUCUGAAGGAAGAGAUGAAAGCCCGGUCCAGUUCCUACGCGGAUCCCUGGACCCCACCCCGGAGCUCCACCAGCAGCCGAGAGGCCCUGCACACAGCUGGCUAUGAUAUGUCCCUAAAUGGCUCCCCUCGGUCCCACUACCUGGCUGACAGCGACCCCCUCAUCUCCAAAUCUGCCUCCCUGCCUGCCUACAGAAGAAACGGGCUACACAGGACACCCAGCGCAGACCUAUUCCAUUACGACAGCAUGAACGCUGUCAACUGGGGCAUGCGAGAGUACAAGAUCUACCCUUAUGAACUGCUCCUGGUGACCACAAGAGGGAGAAACCGACUGCCCAAGGAUGUGGAUCGGACGCGUUUAGAGCGCCACCUGUCCCAGGAAGAGUUCUACCAAGUCUUCGGCAUGACCAUCUCCGAGUUUGACCGGCUGGCCCUCUGGAAGAGGAAUGAACUGAAGAAGCAAGCCCGGCUGUUCUAGGCAGAAGCUCUAUAAAUAUAUAUGCAUUUAUAUAAAGAUAUAUGUAAAAUCUCUAUACUGAAGCUCGGUAUAAUCCUCUCUUGUGUAAUGGGACACACUGCCUGCCAUGAGACUUGCUUUUCUGUAUCGUCAGGCAAGCCCACAUCUUCAAGAUAUUUUUAUGCUCCUUCCUUUCUCUUUUCUAAGUGCAAUGGGAUUUGGGAAGGGAUUCGUGGGGACUCCCAUCCUUUUACUGGGAAGCCUUUUUAUACUGAAACAUCUCUCCUGACUUGAGUCCCCUAAGGUCCAACUCUCUUUGCUAAAGGAGGUGCCUGAAGGAGUCUCUCUUCUCUCUUCUCUCGGCUCUUUUCCCCAGUCUCCAGGGAGGAUGCUGCAGUUUUCACACCUUAUUGGCCCCAGAGGGGCCCUCUCGUGGGAGGAUCCACAGCAUUCUCCCCAAGUCACUGAGCACCUUUGAGAGCCCUGAAGAAUUUUCUCAUCACCCCCACUAGGACCUCAAUGCUGUCUAGGGGUGAUGCAGCUAGAAAUGUGGGUUUAAUGCCUACUCGUUACAGAAGUAAACAAGUGGAUAGGGCCCUGGUCUCUCCUCUCCUCUUCAAUCCUCCUCCUAUCCUUGAUCCUCACCUCUCACUAGUCCAAAUCUACGCCUCAUGGUAGGAAAAGAAAAAGCACUUCCCUUCCCUGCACUAUUACUUCCAAUGGCCCCCUGCCUGGCCCCUAUGUGGAGAACCAGAGGGAGGGAGUGGGAGCUGGAAGCAGGAGACAGAGCAGGGCACCCGUUAGCACUGGAGCUGCAGGACCUCUUGGGACCCUCCCUCAUUGCUCCCAGAACCUCCUGACCCUUUCCCCUUUGGAGGAGAGGCCCAUUAUUGAAGCCUGUAUUUUUCAGCCUUACUACAAUCUAUGUGCCUGACAACUCACCACAGGGCUAAUGUUCCCACCACAGCUCCAACCGAACAACUAGACAGACAACCUCUAACACUCCCCCCACCAAAGGUAAUAUAGGCCAUGUCCUAUAGAAAGUUUCCUGGCCCAUGUCUCCUGGUCCCUGAGCUGGCAGAGCAACCCAACCAGACCCCCACCAGUCCUCGGCUUGCAUUGCAAAGUUGGCCAUGGUUCAAGGGGUAAACUUUUGAAGAAUGACUACUUACGAGAUUCCAAAAUGGAGCAUUGGCCAACACCACUCAUGGUCAUACUGAUUUCCCCAGUGGCUGCCUUUCCUGCCUCCUUGGCUUCUGGAACAGGGGUGAAAGCUUAACCUUCUCCCCAUACCAAACCUGCAACCACAAGUUGGUGAUUUCUGGUGGGGUCUGUUCCUUCCUGGAGAUGGCUGGAGUCAGACCACUGAGGUCGUGGAGGAAGGAUGAAGAAGUGGAGAUGGCAGUUAUAUCACUCUCAAGAGGUUAUGUGUGGUGGCAAAUGUAGAACUGACUUCAACUCAACAAACCCUCACUGAGCACCUGCUGUAUACUGAGCACUGAAUGGGGGAGGGAGAUGGAAAUACUGGGAUGAGCAACAUGGGGCCCGACUUCAGGGGCAUGCCUACUAACGAUGGGUACCGUAAGGCAGGUACUCAAACAUGAUGGAUGUGAGGCAGAAAGUGAUAGGAGACAGCACGAGAAAAUGUGACAUUACUAAGAAGGCAUAUGCAGCUGGUGCAGACCAAGGAAAGCUUUCUGGAAGAGACUGCAUUUGAGCGAAGUUCAGGAAGGAUCUUUGUCAACUGGGAGGAGACUGUAACUUGAAAGGGUGAAUGGAUGAGGGGCCAUAAGGGAGGCCUAAUAUGCUCUCAUUUAAAAUGUCAGCCCUCUCUGCAUCUUUUCUUUUUGGCCAAUGUCUUUCAACUGUCCUGACUCCUUUGGAAAUGUCCCCAGCCAGACACAAUCAUUGAAACUGCCUCAUUAUCACUGGUUGAGAACUUGGCGAGAUCGAAGGGCUUUUGUUAUUGUUGGAUUUUUUUUUCCCAUAAAUGCACAUAAUUUCAA